AUGAGCCUAGGAUUCCAGGUCAUCACCAGAGGCUUGACCAGCGUCUGUGUGUGGUUGUCGUCUGACCAGCUGGACUAUCUAUCAGCUAGAGACCAAUGUCAAGCAAAGGGUGCUCAUCUAUUCACGCCAAAGACCCAAGAGAAACUAGAAAUUUUACUGAACAUUGUACCAGACAAGAGCAGUCCCAUCUGGAUAGGAUUAAACGACAUGGAAGAAAGUUUUAAUUUUGUGUGGGAGGACGACCAAAGCGUGUUAGACGAUUCGUGGGCCAAAGUUCUAUUUCAUCCAGGAGACCCAAAUAACAUGUACGACAUAGAGAGAUGUGUGUGUUACCAGCCUGAUAGCGAACCUGUCAUUGACCAACCCUGCGACACGCCUGCCCUCUACCUGUGUGAAGUCAACCCAGCCGUGUGA
This is a messenger RNA of Physella acuta, 414 nucleotides long. Its product is annotated as low affinity immunoglobulin epsilon Fc receptor-like. Lineage: Eukaryota; Metazoa; Mollusca; Gastropoda; Physidae. The record is from RefSeq and is a predicted model, not a curated record.